Pimephales promelas (fathead minnow) is the source of this 2271-nucleotide messenger RNA. It is a transcript of the gene gabra6b, whose product is annotated as gamma-aminobutyric acid type A receptor subunit alpha6b. Gene Ontology annotation, cellular component: membrane. Gene Ontology annotation, molecular function: GABA-A receptor activity; extracellular ligand-gated monoatomic ion channel activity. Gene Ontology annotation, biological process: monoatomic ion transmembrane transport. NCBI's taxonomy places the organism in Eukaryota, Metazoa, Chordata, Actinopteri, Cypriniformes, Leuciscidae. The record is from RefSeq and is a predicted model, not a curated record.
GUCAGAAGAGGAACUCCACUGAGGAACUCCAGCAAGACUUCACGCAUAAAAGCUUUAGGAUACGCACACAAGCCUCACAAGCCACACCAGUUCCUUUUGCACACAUAAAUUAUGGGAUGUGCAACUAACACCAGUUGACAAGGGGACACUUGGAUAGAGAGCGCGCGUAAAGCAUGGCUUGGAUACGCACAUGUUUUUUCUGUCUUGUGUUAGGGAGGUGUUGGCAAAUCCACCGACCGAGACAAGGAUUUAUUUGGAUAAUAUUACGCGCAUUUUGGAUAGGCUGUUAGAUGGAUAUGACAACAGACUCCGACCUGGUUUUGGAGGUCCCGUCACAGAGGUUAAAACGGACAUAUUUGUCACCAGCUUUGGUCCUGUUUCUGAUGUGGAAAUGGAAUACACGAUGGAUGUGUUUUUUCGGCAAACGUGGAUUGAUGACCGGCUGAAAUUUGAGGGCCCCAUUGAGAUCCUGCGUCUCAACAACCUAAUGGUCAGCAAUAUCUGGACACCGGACACGUUCUUCCGAAAUGGCAAACGUUCUAUUUCGCACAACAUGACCACUCCCAACAAGCUGUUCCGCAUCAUGCAGAACGGAACUAUUCUGUACACCAUGAGGUUAACCAUCAAUGCAGAGUGCCCCAUGCGAUUGAUAAAUUUCCCAAUGGAUGGACAUUCGUGCCCUUUGAAAUUUGGCAGCUACGCCUAUCCAAUGAGUGAGAUUGUGUACACAUGGAAGAAAGGACCAUUGUUUUCAGUGGAAGUUCCUCAAGAGAGUUCCAGUCUGCUACAGUACGAUCUGAUUGGACAGACAGUGUCUAGUGAGAGGUUGAAGUCAAACACAGGUGAAUACAUAGUCAUGACGGUUUACUUCCACCUGCAAAGGAAAAUGGGUUUCUUCUUGAUCCAAACAUACAUCCCUUGCAUUAUGACUGUGAUCCUAGCGCAGGUCUCCUUCUGGAUUGACAAAGAGUCAGUACCUGCCAGAACUGUGUUUGGCAUCACCACAGUGCUAACCAUGACCACGCUGAGCAUCAGUGCCCGGCAUUCAUUACCAAAGGUCUCCUAUGCCACCGCCAUGGACUGGUUCAUCGCCGUCUGCUUCGCAUUUGUCUUUUCUGCCCUUAUCGAGUUUGCUGCAGUCAACUAUUUCUCCACCUUGCAGGCCAAUAAGGAACUUCGGCGGGCCAACUUGGCCUGUGCUGCGGCCCAAGCAGCGGCCAGAAGUGAUGGAGAAGCCGUUUCGAAUCCUCUAGACCCUGGAGGUGUGUUGAAGAAAAGGCUGAACUCCCUCUCCCAAAGAGAUGCUCCUGACAGGUUCUCCAGACCACCUCAGUGUGAUUUCCAUCAGCAUCAGCAUGGUCCCACUUUCCCUGCCAACAACAUGCUGAUAGAAACUAGUAUUAUUGACAAGUACUCACGUAUCCUCUUUCCUCUGUCCUUUGGGGCCUUCAACCUGGUCUACUGGAUUGUCUAUCUCACCAAAGACACUAUGGAGUCCAGGGAAGUGUGAGCACUGAAGACAAUGACCACCUACUAAUAAACAAACGGAUGGACGGAGGAAUGAGAGAAACGAUAAGGGUCAGCUGCUGAAGAUUUUUACUGUGAUUGUCCUGAGAGGGCUCAACGUUAAUCUUCUUCACCUUUGCCCCUUCCCUCUCUGUCGGCCUGAAUAGCAUGCAUUGACCUCUCAUUGCUCUGGCAUGAAACCAUCUGACUACAGAAUGAUUUUCCUACUCUCUAAAGACAUUCAAGUUGCAAUAGCACUUGUUGGUACUCUUCCUUCACACAUGCAGACACUCACGGUGAUGUGCGGGUAAAGCAUUCCAAGAUGGAAUACAACCAGCAAAUACAAGCCUUAUAGCAGCCAUAUUACUUUUACCUUCAAAAGAAGCAUCAGGCAAUACUAAAUUGAAUCAAGGCCAUCCUUUGCUAUAACAGCUUGAGUCCAUUCAUCGAAGGCUUCGAUUUUGGAUCUGUUGGUUGAGAACUCACUGACAAUUGUUUGAACUGGUGCAUUAUAAUCUUUGAGCAUUAAAACAUCAUGAAGGAUGCACGUGAUUUAUUCAUUCAUGUAUUUUUAUUUUCAUAGGUUACACUUGGUCUUGUGAAUGGCUUUUAUUAUUUGUCCCUUGUAUGACUCUCCAGACAAUCAUUGGACCCGUAGUCAAUUUUGUCCAUCUAUGCCUAGGGGAAUUUUCGGUUGCACUUUAUUUUACAGUAUAUGCACUUACUAUAAAGUGUACUUAAAGGAUUAGUUCACUUUUGAAAAAA